UUCACUCUACAUAUGUGCCGGGUUUUGAUUUUCUCGCGACAGCACUGGAAGAUGGUUGUGUGUCUCGCGGACCCGGAGCCUCGUGCUGGUUUGGUAGAUUUGUAGCCCACACUCACCUUCUGUAACAGAAGCCCCCCUCACGUUUGUGUUGCUGAAAUUCAUUCCAUAGUUCUAUAUUAAUAUAUUUUCCUUCACUAAAUUGGCCCUCUCUCUCUCUCUCCCCCCGCCCCCCCCCCACUAUAAACGGAGUACCAGUGGAUUAUCGGAUACCGGUCCAGGCGGAGAGCACAGUGGGGGAUGAACCGGGACCGCGGGUAUGUUGUUAUUAAUAUAAUCGUCCAUAAAUUCAAUGGUUGUUGGGAGUUUGUGAGCGAGUCGCCGCGCUGAGAGAGGGAGAGAGAGCGGCGAGAGAGAGGGAGAUCAUGGCCGCUCAGGUCGCCAGCGUCGCCUCUCUCAAUACGAACCCACCAUCCGAACUCAAGAAGCCGGAUCGGGACACACAUGAAGAGUCGGUGCCGGGAGUGAAAGAACAUGAAAAUAAGGAGCCGGGUCCGGACAGGUCUCCUGGUCAGAGAGAGCUGCAGGACGGGAGCGACUGUGGACACGCAGGGGGAGGAGGAGGGGAUUCUGACAUGAAGAACGGAAACGGGAAUUUACCCCGGGUAAAUAAUAGCAGUAAUCAGAACGAUACAGGCGGGCCCGAAGGGAAUAGCCAUCCCGGAAUAGGACACCACCACUCGGGCCCCUUUCCUCCACCUCCCUACGGCUACAACCAGCACUACAGCCGGGCUCCUUUUCAUCAACAUGGCGGACAACAAAGCGCUGGCAUGGCAGCUGCAUCGGGGACGGGCAUGAUGGACCCUUACCCCCUUAAUUCACACGAACACGGCUACCCGAACCAUUACAACAACUACGGCCCGUUUCAGAACAGAACUUAUCAGAGCCAAGGAUACGGGCCCAUGAAUUCCCCGCGCAACAACCAGCCUCCAGCGGCCGGGGGGCAGCCAGUCAAGCAACAGCCGGCAGGCGGAACCACAGCUAUGGCUGCCUCGUUUAAUAAUCAGAGGUAUAACAUGGUCAACCAACAGUCCACGUCGACACCAACUUUAAAUCAGCUUUUGACGUCUCCCAGUUCCACCAGGAGCUACCCGAACUACCCACAGGGAGAGUAUAACAACCAGGAAGGGGUUAACAAGGGACCAGGAGACAUGGGCAACAGUCAGUAUGGAGGGGUCCAUCCGGGUUGGCAACAAAGGACCCAUCACCCGCCUCCAAUGAGCCCGGGAAACACCGGGCAGCCCCUGAACAGAACCCAGCCUCCAAGUUCAAUGGACCCGGUGGGGAAGAUGCGCGGCCAGCCUUAUGGAGGACCCAAUUCAUACUCGCAACAGCAGGGGCCUCCCUCUGGGACUGGACCCCAGCAGGGAGGCUCUUACACGAGCCCGGGAUACGGACCUGCUGGGCCUCAGAGGUAUCCCAUGGGCCUGCAGAGCAGAACACCUGCUGCUAUGGGUGGCAUACAGUAUGGACAGCAGAUGUCAACAUAUGGACAGCAGGGUCCAGGUGGUUACAGUCAACAGAGCCAGGGCUACUAUGGUCAACACAACCCCCCACCUCAUCCUGGUCAGCAACAGCCCCCUUACCCAGGCCAAUCCCAGGGCAGCUCUGGACCACCUUACCCUCACCAGGGCCACCCUUCACAGCCUCCUGGACAACAUGGCCAGCCAGGACCCCCUUACCAACAAUCACAAGGUCCCCACGGCCCUGCUCCAGGCCAACCCACCUACGGCCAACCGUCACAAGCUCAGCCAGCACAGCCAUCUUACACCCCUCCACAACAGCCACAGCCACAGCCACAGACACAUACACAGACACAGUCACAGCCACAGUCACAGCCGCAGCCGCAGUCGCAGCCGCAGCCGCAGUCACAGUCGCAGCCACAGUCACAGCCACAGUCACAGCCACAGUCACAGCCACAGUCCCAGACACAGUCCCAGACACAGCCCCAGACACAGUCCCAGACACAGCAACAAUGUCCUGGUUCCCAAACUCAGCAAGGCCCUCAGGCGCAAACUGGAUACCCACACCCCGCUGGACCAGGACAGCCACCACCACAGCAAACCCCACUGCAGCAGCAAGGACCCCCACAACAACCACACACAGGAGGUCCGCUACCUCAAACCCAGCAACCUCCAGGACACAGCCAACCAUCACCUUAUUCUCAGACACUGCAGCAGCAGCAGCAGCAGCAGCAACAACAACAACAACAACAGUCAUCUUAUCAGAGGUUCCCACCUCCACCACAGGAACUUUCCCAGGAUUCCUUUAGCUCCCAGUCCUCUGCGCCUCCUUCCAACCAGCCCAUGACUUCCAGCAAGAGCAGUCAAGAAGACGGCCUGCAGGCUCGGCCCUCCAGUCUGCCAGAUCUCUCAGGCUCUAUCGAUGACCUGCCCACCGGCACAGAGGGGGCUCUGAGCCCAGGUGUCAGCACUUCAGGGGUGUCCAGUAGUCAGGGCGACCAAAGCAACCCGGCACAGUCACCGUUCUCUCCUCACACGUCUCCUCACAUACCAGGCAUGCGUGGGCCCUCGCCGUCACCAGUGGGUUCUCCCGGGAGUGUCACCCCGUCACGCUCCGGCCCUCUGUCUCCUGUUGCUGUGCCAGGUAAUCAGAUCCCAUCACGGCCUCCCAGUGCACAUUCGGACAGCAUCAUGCACUCUUCCAUCAGCCAGGACAGGGUGUACGUGCGGAACCCUCAGAUGCCUCCGUACGGGUCGCCCGGUCACCCUGGUUCUGCUUUAUCUCCACGUCAGUCUGCUGGAGGCCAGAUGCAUGCUGGGAUGGGACCCUACCCCCAAAACACCUCCAUUGGAAACUAUGGGCCUCAGGGGGCCCAGUAUGGCCCACAAGGUUAUCCCAGGCAGCCUGGUUUCACCGGGAUGCCCAAUGCCAACUACCCCAGUGGACCCAAUAUGGGUGGCACCAUGAACCCAAUGCCUGGUCAGGGCAGUGGGGCUUCUUACGGGAACAUGCCACCUAGUAGAGUAGGCCAAGGCCAGAUGGGUGCACGGCCCUAUGGCCCUGGUAUGGGCUCUAACGUGGGCAGCGUGCCUCCUCAUGUGGGCUCUGGGAUGUGUCCCCCUCCAGGUUUGAACAGGAAGGAUGGCGGCUCCUCCAUGCACCAUGGAUCUACUAACUCCAUACACAACAGGCCCCCUGGUUACCAAAACAUGUCUCAGGGUAUUAUGGGACCUGGUUCUCCAUAUGGCUCUGGUAUGAAUAGCGUGCACAGUAUGAUGAACCAGGGAGGGACAGGGAUGUACCCAGUGGGAGCCAACAUGGCCAACAACACUGCUGAGUUUGGAAUAGACAAAAUAAACCCCGCCCAGAAGAUGAACAACAAACUGGACGUGAUUCCAAAGCCUGAAACUAAAAAGAAGUCGAGCUCCUCCACCAUCACCAACGAGAAGAUAACUCGUCUGUACGAGCUCGGCCCAGAGCCAGAGAGGAAGAUGUGGGUGGACCGCUAUCUGGCCUUCGCUGAGGAGAAGACCAUGGGUAUGAACAACCUUCCCGCUGUGGGACGCAAGCCCCUCGACCUCUUCAGGCUCUAUGUGUCUGUGAAAGAGAUUGGUGGCCUCACCCAGGUUAACAAGAAUAAGAAGUGGAGGGAGCUGGCCACCAACCUGAAUGUAGGCACAUCAAGCAGUGCGGCCAGUUCACUCAAGAAACAGUACAUUCAGUGUUUGUAUGCGUUUGAGUGCAAGGUUGAACGAGGCGAGGACCCACCGCCGGAUUUCUUCAACACAGACACCAAGAAGAACCAGACUAAAGUCCAGCCUCCCAGCCCAGCUGGUUCUGGAUCUUUGCAGGGGCCCCAAACUCCUCAGUCCACCAGUAGUUCAAUGGCAGAGGGCGGAGACCUGAAGCCCCCCACGCCAGCAUCCACACCACAUUCACAAAUGCCUCCACUGCCUGGUAUCAGGAGCAGUGUGAGUCUGCAGGAUCCUUUUGCUGACAGUGGAGACCCAGCAUUUUCCAGGAGGAAUGCCAUGACUCCCAACAUUCAAGGCUACCAGCCUGGGCUGGGUGGGCCGGAGAUGAUGGGAAGGAUGGGUCCCUAUGAGGCCAACAAGGACCCCUUUGGUGGCAUAAGGAAAGCUGGAGAGCCGUUCAUGUCACAAGGUCCCAACAGUGGAACUGGAGAACAGUACAGCAGAGGCCCACCAGGCCCCAUGGGUAAUAUGCAGAUGGGACAGAGGCAACAGUAUCCAUAUGGAUAUGACAGAGGACCGGAGACAGACAUGAGUACUGACAGCAGCAUGGGACCAGGAGCUCCGCAGCCUUCUGGAGCCGACACAGCCAUGUACUCACCGAGCCGCCCUUCACCACAGCACAGGCAUGAAUCCUAUAUCAAUCAGUACCCUGGCCAAGGAGCUCCCCCUGGUGGUCCAUACUCAAAUCAACAGCAAGGAAUGUAUCCUCAGCAACAGCAGAAUUACAAGCGUCCUGUGGAUGGAGCAUAUGGACCACCUCCCAAGCGCCAUGAGGGAGAAGUGUACAGUGUCCCCUACAGUGGUCAGCAGCAGGCAGGAACACACUCCUCAGGACCCCAGGGCCAACAGAAUAUGUUUAACCAGUAUAAUGCAUACCCUGGAGGCGACCGCAGACCACCAGGCCUACAGAACCAGUUCCCCUUCCCCUUUGGUCGGGAUAGAGGACCAUCUUCUGCAGGCCCCAACUCCCAGUCACCAUUGCCUCCCCAGAUGAUGGCAAGUUCCAUGCCUUCUGGUCCCGAAGGUGCCCAAGGGUCAAUGUGGCAGGGCCGCAAUGAAAUCAGCUACCCUAACUAUAACCGACAAGGUCCUCCUGUGCCAAGCCAGGGCUCCAGUUACCACUGCAUGAACCGCUCAGAGGAGUUGAUGCCAUCAGACCAACGCAUGAACCAUGAGGGCCAGUGGCCUGGCCCUGUAAACCAACGGCAACCACCAUUUGGUCCCAAUGGUGCUGGACCUCCAAUGACCAGACCCCUGCCAUCCACUUACCAGACUUCCCAGAACCACAUUACUCAGGUGUCAAGUCCAGCACCCAUGCCCCGUCCCAUGGAAAGCAGAACGUCACCCAGCAAGUCUCCCUACAUGCAUCCAGGCAAUAAGGUACCCAAAGCUGGACCUUCAGUGCAUGCCUCUCACAUUGGACAGGCCCCUGUGCAGCUGCCGAUGAUCAGGAGAGAUGUCACCUUCCCUCCAGGCUCUAUCGAGGCCUCCCAACCUCACCUUAAGCCACGAAGACGGCUCGCCAUGAAGGACAUUGGCACUCCCGAGGCUUGGAAAGUGAUGAUGUCACUUAAGUCAGGCUUACUAGCUGAAAGCACAUGGGCUUUGGAUACCAUCAACAUCCUGUUGUAUGAUGAUAGCAGCAUUUCUACUUUUAACUUAUGCCAGUUGCCUGGAUUCCUGGAGCUGGUGGUUGAGUACUUUAGAAGAUGUCUCAUAGAGAUCUUUGGCAUCUUAAAAGAGUAUGAAGUCGGGGACCCUGGCCAGCUCAAACUCAUAGACCCCGAUGCUGUAGACGACUCUGAUGAUGAAAUUCCCAUGCAAGAUGGUGACGAUAUAGACGAAGAGAGCGAGGAUGGUGAGGAGCUAGAGGAAUCAAAGGUCAGCCCUGACGACCCCUCACUGCUCAUCAUGAAACAAGAGGAGAGCUUCCAGAAAGACAAGUCUUUAGAAUACAAGAAAGAGGAGAAGGAUAGAAAGUCUUCAGUUAAGGAACCAGUUACCUCUACCUCAGGGUCCUUCCCGAACCCCAACUUCUCAGAAAAGCUCAAGCAGGCAAGCAAGUUUGAUAAACUUCCCAUCAAGGUCAGUCGGAAGAAGAAUCUCUUCCUGGUGAAGUACUCUUCUAAUCUCAGACCGCGGCAGAGCUUUGACAGUGGCUUGAUACACUGGAGCAUUGGUGGGGGAGACACUACCAAACAUAUUCAAACCCACUUUGAGAGUCAGAUGAAGCUUCUUAAUAAGUGCAAACAAUCAGCAACUGACGGCUGCAAGAAGGUCCAUGUGCUUCAAGAGAAAAUCCAGUUGAAUGAGAAGGAUAAACUUCUGCAACCUUCUGAACCUCAGACCACUCCAGUAGAAAUUACCACUCUGCUACUUCCCAUUGGGGCACCAGUCACUGCCACCAUUGAUGAUGUACUAUCUGCCCGCCCAGGAUCUGUCACAGAGGAAGUGGUUCGCGGAGGUGCAGAGGAGCAGAAGGAAAAUGGCAAGUACCUGUUCAGUAUCAACCCCGCCCUCCAGAACCGCCGCAAUAUCAAGAUCCUAGAGGAUGAACCUCACAGCAAGGAUGAGACGCCUCUGAGCACGCUGUCAGACUGGCAGGACUCGUUAGCUGGACGCAGCGCCUGCAUUUCCAACAUAGUCCGCAGCCUCUCCUUUGUCCCAGGUAACGACCUGGAGAUGUCCAAACACCCGGGUCUCCUGUUGCUGUUAGGUCGCCUGGUGCUGCUCCACCACAGACACCCUGAACGCAAACAAGCGCCAGUCACCUACGAAAAGGAGGAGGAGGUCGAUGAAGGUGUGAGCUGUGAGAGAGAAGAGUGGUGGUGGGACUGCCUCGACGUAUUAAGGGAGAACUGUUUGGUCACUCUGGCAAAUAUUUCAGGCCAGCUGGACCUUUCGCUCUACCCAGAGAGUAUAUGCCUGCCACUGCUGGAUGGCCUGCUCCACUGGGCUGUCUGCCCCUCAGCAGAGGCCUUGGACCCCUUCCCUACGUUGGGGCCCCAUGGCUCACUUUCACCCCAGAGACUGGUUCUUGAGACCCUCAGCAAGCUCAGCAUCCAGGACAACAAUGUUGAUCUCAUUCUUGCCACGCCACCGUUCAGUCGCUUGGAGAAACUCUACGGCUCAUUGGUGCGCCUGGUCGGUGAGCGCAAAGUGGCCGUCUGUCGGGAAAUGGCAGUAGUCUUGUUGGCUAAUCUUGCCCAGGGUGACAGCCUGGCGGCACGGGCUAUUGCUGUGCAGAAAGGCAGUGUCGGGAACCUACUGGGUUUUCUUGAGGACAGCCUUUCUGCCACACAGUAUCACCAAAGCCAGAGCUCCCUGCUACAGUUGCAAGGCGCACCCCCAUUUGAGCCCACCAGUGUGGACAUGAUGAGGCGGGCUGCGAGGGCCCUGCAUGCACUGGCAAAGGUCGAGGAAAACCACUCAGAGUUCACGUUGUAUGAGUCGAGGCUGCUGGACAUCUCAGUCUCUCCACUCAUGAACUCACUGGUGUCCCAGGUGAUCUGUGACGUACUAUUUAUGAUCGGCCAGUCAUGACAGCGGUGGGGAACUUUCAGGUCCGCCUCAUUCUGUUCUGUUCACCCUCUCUUAUGUGAGUGUGCAUAUGUGUGUAUGUACAUCUAUUGUGUGUGAGUGAAAAGAGCAAAACUGACUGUCCUUUUUUUAAUUUAUGCAAAAUCACCUAGGAUUUCACUGUCGUUCUCCCCCUGCUUCUUAAGAGAAGGGAUAUCAUGAAGUAGCUGUGGAUUUAAAUGCCUGGAAAGGAAAGAAGAGGAGACUGGGACCCAGGCGAUGGGAUAGGAGUUUGCUGCAGUGUGGAAAAGACUUGUUUUUAAUGACAAGAAAUAAUCUCCAGAUAAAAGAAUAAACUUCUUAUUUACAGUGAGUUUAUGGGAACUCCUCUGAGGUUCAUGCAGGGAGAGGAACCACAGACAAAACAUCUGCUUUCUGUGUGGAGGCUACAUUGGCUCUCAGGCUGUGGUGUGGUAUCAUCGCUGUAACUUUGGAUGCAGUGCAUACUCAGUCCCACAGGAACCACAAUAAUGGCUCUGAGCAGACCUAGGUUGUAGAUUGUAGGACUUUUUCCUGUACUGUACACCUUAACAAUUGUAAACAUACUGUAAUAAUACUGUUUCACACUGAGAUGUGCUGGCUUGGCAGCAAACUGUAGUUUUUAAAAACAGUUUUAGUUCAUGUCGAGAAACAAAAUAGCUUUCCCUCCAAAGUAUGGUGAACCGACAACACCCCGACCUCUUCUAUUUGUUCCUUGAUUGUAUGAAAAAGUCACCUCUUUAGGACUGGUCCUCUUUAGGACUGGUCCUCAACUCUAGAUGCUCCUGAAGCUGCGGUGUGUAUAUGAUGUUGUAUAUUACACUUCUUUCUCUUUGUAAAUUUCUGUUGCUCUUCACCAUGUUUUUAUCGUUUCCCUGCAUCAAGUACACCAUGUGAUCACUUGAGGCCCACCCUCUCCAUUCCUUUGGCUCCUCUCUGCUUGUAUCACAGCCCAGGUGGGGGGGAGGGGCUUGUUUAGCUGCUGUCCAACAAACACAACUUCAAGUUUCCGUUUGCCUGCAGUUGGGUUGUAGAGAAUAUAACUUGAAUCAUCAGAGCUCUUUAUAAAUGACAAACUAGAACUUGAUGAAGAAACCAUCUUCAUUUCUGUUUCUUUUGUUCAAUUUUGUUUCCCAGUGAUGCAAAUUUUGCAUAUUUGUAUUUCAGAUGUAGCUAAAACUUGAUGUAAAUUCAUCCUUUUAUUUGACUUUUUGUUUUGGCUUAAUGAAUAUCAUUUAUUCAGUAUAAAAUCUUUAUAUGGUCCACGUGUUAAAAAUAAAUGUACAUUAAAUCUUUGUAAGACA
Molecule: messenger RNA, 8638 nt
Organism: Solea solea (common sole)
Lineage: Eukaryota; Metazoa; Chordata; Actinopteri; Pleuronectiformes; Soleidae
Product: AT-rich interactive domain-containing protein 1A-like
Exons: 20
Coding region: 423-7319 (2298 amino acids)
Biological process (GO): positive regulation of DNA-templated transcription; regulation of transcription by RNA polymerase II; chromatin remodeling
Cellular component (GO): SWI/SNF complex; nBAF complex; brahma complex
Molecular function (GO): DNA binding; nucleosome binding
Source: RefSeq, a predicted model, not a curated record